Messenger RNA from Botrytis cinerea B05.10, 1722 nucleotides. RefSeq lists its product as hypothetical. The record is from RefSeq and is a predicted model, not a curated record. Lineage: Eukaryota; Fungi; Ascomycota; Leotiomycetes; Helotiales; Sclerotiniaceae. The transcript is spliced from 5 exons. The coding region runs from base 469 to 1662 and encodes 397 amino acids.
GAAAUCGUUCAAUACAUAGAUCAGCAUUUCUGGCAGCAUGUCGUCAGGUGAUGAGCAAGCCGAAGGAUGGAACUGUACAUCCUACCCGGCCUUGGUAGCAAACCCUGAUAUUGGAGGUAUUGGAACAAUAUUGACAUUUGUUAUUUCGGUGUACCUCACUCUAAUAUGCUGUGUGGCCAAAGCUAGAAUCGACCAUCUCCGUUCUCCAGAUAAAAAUACACCCAAACUGGAUAUUUGGUCAUUUGCCCUUGGAAAUGUGAUUCUAAAUUUCAGCGACCAACAGGUCGUUUUAGGAAUCGCGGUUCUCAUAGCAGGAGUAUCUCAAUUAUCUUCGGGACUCGAUUCUUAUACUGGUCAACGGUAUUAAACCUUGCUUGGUUUUCAAGCUUUACACAUAUAUUGACUCUUACCGCUUUAAGGGAAGAAAACCGCUCUAAUAAUAAGAUCAAAGUCAUUCGUGUAGUUGCUAUGGGCGUUCUAGCUGUUAUACUAAUGUGUAUGGUGUAUACUGCUGGAUGGGUCAGUGGAACUGUGAUAGGUGCAUCUUCAAAUGAUUCCAAAUAUAGUCCUCCAAUGAGCUUCCCAGCAUGGUGUCUUUUUCGGCCAGAUAUUCCAUGGAUAUGGCAAGAUCAUCUACUCGAUAUCCAGUACAACGGAACUUACGUUGUACUCGCAUUUCUCAUCCUAGUUUUCAGUUACUCAACUAGGGCAUUGUUGUUAUACUAUGAAAGUAUUGGUCAAGUAGUGACCUUGGCGGCCAAAUUUCUAUAUUUUGACAAGUUAGCCGGCCUCUUUGGGAUCAAAAAUAUGAAAUCAAUAGAAUCAAGAUUGAAUGGGAUGGGAAGACGAAAGUGGAGCUAUAGAAUUCUACGGUCUCUCUACGCAAUAUUUGUUGCUUGUAGGCAGACCUUUGACUCAACUAUAUGGGAGCUGGGAUGGCUCUCUUUUGCUCUUGUUUGGGGUACAGUUCGUAUCUUUACUAUUCGAAAUCUCCCCAAUUCUCGAGACAAUCUUGAUUCGUCUGAAAUGAUGUCGGCCGUACUUUCGGAAGAGAAUGAUUGGGGAUUUGGACAAGUACUUAGCUUAACGCUUAUGAUCUUACCACUCUUGAGUUUUUAUGAAGCAUACUCGUCCCCUCCAGAUGCGAUGUCUCUACGAAAGAAGUUUCUCACCGAUGCACAAACAUCUCCUGACACCUCUAGUGAUUACAACAUAUUGCCGUCAUCUAUUGAUCUGUCUCAGACAUACACCUCAACCUCGACCAAUGCACAGAAGGGUCAAGUCAAGAUUGAGAUCGAAAAUGAAGUUUGGUUCAAAAAACUAAUUUACAUCAUUUAUUUCCUCUCCGUAAUCACUGGAGGAAUCACCAUAUUUUUAGGCCUAUUUGAACCGCCAUCUUUUCUAGGCUUGGGAAUCGCGAUAGUAUAUCUCGAAUGGAUAUUUGUCGAUCUUUUCGUAUUGUGGUUUGCGACAUUAAUAUUCAUAGAUCAUGAUAUUCAAAGGUUUUGGGUGAGCAGUUGGAUGGGGAAAGUAGCCAAGAAGACGCCGAGGCUUUGGUGGUGCUUUGUGGUGCUUUGCUUGGUUAUAAUUUGUUUUGUAGCUUGGCUUGGGAGUAUUUUCUUGCUAGUAAAAGGACUGGAAAUAAUUCUGAAUAAGCGUUAGGAGUCUUCUUCAAGGAAACUGAGGGGAUCUAAAACAAUUAGUAUAAGAAUGUAUAAGACA